Molecule: messenger RNA, 3187 nt
Organism: Rhincodon typus (whale shark)
Lineage: Eukaryota; Metazoa; Chordata; Chondrichthyes; Orectolobiformes; Rhincodontidae
Product: lactosylceramide alpha-2,3-sialyltransferase
Exons: 3
Coding region: 62-619 (185 amino acids)
Molecular function (GO): lactosylceramide alpha-2,3-sialyltransferase activity
Source: RefSeq, a predicted model, not a curated record
GCUGAACAAUGCACCAAUCCAAGGAUUCACUAACGAUGUUGGUAACAAAACCACUAUAAGAAUGAGCUAUCCAGAGGGAGCACCAAAAUCUCAGCUUGAAUACGAUCGUUAUAUGCUGUUCGUUGCUGUAAUGUACAAGGGAGUAGAUUUCAGCUGGUUGAAGGCCAUGAUUAAAAAAGAGAGAGUGUCAUUUUGGAAAAGAAUUUGGUUUUGGCAGAAAGUUACGGAGGAAUUACCAAUUGAACCAACACAGUUUCGAAUUCUGAAUCCUGAAAUUAUACGAGAAACAGCUCUAGAUCUACUGCAGUUACCGGAACCUCAAUCAAAACUCUGGGGUUGGGACCAGAAUAUUCCGACUUUGGGAGUCAGCGCUGUUGUUCUAGCUACGCAUUUAUGUGAUGAAGUCAGCUUGGCAGGAUUUGGAUACAACCUUAGCCAACCACAAAUACCAUUGCAUUACUAUGAAAAUGUCCAGAUGCAUGCUAUGAAGGCCCAAACUAUGCACAAUGUGGAAACUGAGAGGAAUUUCCUAGAAGACUUGGUUAAAGCUGGUGUUGUGACAGAUCUUAGUGGAGGAAUUCACUGCAAAUUUUGCAAUAAGCAGGAAAGCACAAUCUGAAGGUAUGCAAUUUUUAAAAAAAGAACGCGUGGCCUUCAGUAUAGAUAUCACUUGAAACUAAGGCCUUCUCAGCACACCCAUUCGUGAAUAUUGCAGUUUUAAAUGAUCCUACUGAAGCCUUUUGCAGGAGUUAUUUUUCUCAGUUGUGCAUCAAAUGUACAGCAAGUGUAACUUUGAAAAGAAGGUAUGUGGCCACCUGAAUUAAUUUGGUUAUUGAACUAAACUGGAAUCGUGAAUGUUACUGCAGCUUUUGAUGAAAUGUUUAAUAUUUUCAGCAUGGAGCAUUUGUGAUGUGUUAAAUUGAAAUUUUCAUUUGCCUGCUGCACAUGAUUCUCUCUUCUGUGUCAAGUUUUUGAAAAUAUGUUACUUGGAUGUUCCUGGAUGUUAAACCCAAUUCAGUAUUGAGGUAAUGUUAAUUUGAAUAUGCCAAUUUUAAAUUUCACUUAUGAAGCUGGCAAUUUGCAAAACAGUAUUUUGAACAUUGUCCUAAUGAUCAUUCUGGAAAAAGGCAUCUCUGCUUGGGAAAGUACAAACCAAUUUAAAGUUUGUCACACUACACUACUUGUUAAAUAUUAAAUGAUUGAAACAGUAAUUCUAAAGAAUUCUAAAGAAAAGAAAUCUUCAGAGUUCACUGGACUUGUCUGGUAGCCAUACCCUUCACAAAUUUGCUUAGUUGUGUAGUACUGUUUUUCUUUUUACCAACUGCAUCUCUAAUGUUUGCUCAUUCAGGAUUUUCUGGGAGAAAUGUGUUCAUGUCACGUAUUGUACACUUGCAGUUGAUCAUUUCUGCCAUUUGCAAAAAUCACCAACUGUGACAUUCUCUGGGAAUGCACCUCCUUUGAACUGUGGGACUUUGCUUGUUGAUAAUAGGACCAUGUUAAAGAACGAUGCAAAUGUUCUUACUUGAAUGCGAUGAGGGUGAGAUUGCACUUCAGUGGUAGUGUUAAAGAACAGGUGUUAAACUAACAGCUCAUUAAAAGUAAAAUCAAACAAGACAUCAAAAGAGCAUCAGAUGUAUAAUAGUUUUACUGACAACCAUUUCACACCAUUGAAAUCAAUUUCAGCCUUUUAUUGCUGAGAAGCUUUAAGAGUUUACUGAAGAUAUUUUGGUGAUUGUUGAUCAGUGUGCAGAAUAUUAGAUGACACAAAAUUCUGCAUCUGCAGAACUGUCAGUCAACUAUGUGGUUAGGUGCAGAUGUUUUCUAGCUUUUUACUUCUAUACAUUACUGUAAAAUAAAAUUAUUUGUGUAUAUUCCUAUUUUUUAUAUGUACAUUUGUAGUCACUUGAUCAGCUUAACUGAUGUCAAACUUAUGGAGUCUUACUGAUCACUGCAUAUUCUUUUAGAAUUUUAUACUGGAAAUGUUAAUUACUUCAGAUGGAAAUAUCUGAUUUAUAUUUUAAAUAUUUUAGCUUUGAGAAAAAUCUUUUGGAUAACCUGGUUUAUUAACUGCUGCCAUGGCAAAUAUCCUUUCUGUGUUUACUGUAGGAUUUUUGUAAAUGAUUCAACUGCUUUGAAAUUCUGGUCUGUUUGAGAGAACUUGCUUAAACCCGAGUCUGGUGUGGCCUAAAAUAAUAAUGCUAUGCUUUGUAAAGCAUAUGUUCCUCUCUUUCUUUUUCUUCCCCUGACGUUAGUGAAAAAGAUGUCACUAAUUUAGAUAAAUGGAAGAUAAUGCAUUGAAAUGUGUUUGGAAUGAGUGUUAUCAUUGAUAUUAACAGAUAUUUACUGUAGCAGCAAUGUUAUUACUGGAAUCAAUACACGUGGAAAGCUGGCUAAUGAUUACGUACCAACAUAUUUUAUACAGUGACAAUUAACUGACUUUUUUGGUUAAAAUUUGGAUGGAAACAAAUAAGAUCCAUCCAUUAAAGAAGAGUCAUUGUAAAAUCUGAAAAGGUUGCAUCUUUACAACAGCACAAUUAUGACCAAAGGCUGUGAAUUUUGUUUCAGCAUUGCACUAUGCUUUCUGUUUAAAAUAAAUCUUGUACAUUGCUGUUUUCAUUUUAUUUUUGUAAUGACUUGAAAGCAUUAUUUCAAGGUUGUCUAUUCAGCCUAUUGUGUUUUAUAAGCAAUAUUUUUCUAUGAAGAUUCCAUCAACAAGCAAACAACCUGAGCCACCAGAAGAAUCAAUAAAAUAAUAAUGCUGUUCAGGGAGAUUUAUGAAACUUACUUCAUUGUUAUAAAAGCAAAAUGCUGGAAACCUGAAACAAAGGAGAAACUCAGCAAGUUUGGCAGUAUCUGGCAGAGAAAUAGUUAAUGUUUCGAGUCUGGUGUGACUUCUUCAAUUCUCACAUGGAAGUUACAAGACCUGCAUUUCUCCAGUGUUCUGCAAUGUAUUUGUACCAUCUUGAUGUUUGAUUGUUUUAAUUGUAUAUUAGGUACAUUUACCAAGUGAAUGCUCCAUUUACAGCUUCAUUCACUAGGGGAUCCUAUCAUGAUGUAAAGUCACAAGGAUUUCUUGUCUAGUUCCAGUUAUGCCAUGCUAAUUUGUAAUAUCUACUUUGUGUUUUAAUUUGGCAGAGAAGGCUUAUUGAUUUAGGAUUAAUAAAAUAUUACAGAUGUGAUGUAAUAA